CUCUCAAUAUCUAUCCUUGAUUAUCAAGCUUUAGAUUCACAUUUGAAAAGUUUCCAAAAACAAAGUUAGUUGAAAAAUUUUCCAAUCUCUUAAUUGUGAUUACUUGAUUGUCACCAUCUUCACUUAAAUAAAUAUCUAAUUCUCAUUCAUCAACAAUUAACAUUACAAUCAUGUUCACUUGUGUUUUUUGUUUCCUCAUCCCGUUCACAUUGAUUUCUAUUACCCAAGCAAAUGGAAACAGUUCUUGCGACAAAUCAAUUGACCGAAUGGACAAGAUUUUCAAAGAAGCGCUUUUCAUUAAACAAGGAAUCAAAUUCCCAUCUAAUGAUAAAGAAAUUGAUGCUUAUUGCAGAAAUGGUAAAUUGUUUUCAAAUGAGGCAAAAAAUUUCAACAAUUGCGCUAAACCAUUUCCUCGGCAAGUUGUCCAAAUAUUGGGUAAAAGUUUGGGACGGACAAUGAAGUCCAUGUGUAAACCAGGAAAACCCCGUCAAGAUUUGGCCGCCGCUUUUGAAUGUGCAACAACCUCUUACCAUAAAGAUUUACAAGAUUGUGGACUAAUUUUGGUCAAUCAAAUUUACCUCUCAUCGAGUAAUAUGACCUCCGAUCAAUUGUUCCCGUUAAUCUGUUGCUCAUUCCAUGAAUUGGUUAAUUGUAUCAGAUCAGCUGCAGUUCCUUCAUGUACCGAUGAAAAGUUUCAUCUAACUAAUUUUUUCAUGGGACAUAUCAACAGAUUAAUCAAGGAUUUGAUUGACCUUCUCUGUGGCAAAUGGUCAACAAUUGAACAAUGCCAAUUGUCAGCGCCCGAAGUUUUUGAUCAUUUGGCUAAAUUAAACAACGUUUCGAGAUUUAAUUCAGAUGAAUCACUACUUGGAACCAUAUUAAACAUAACAGCCAAAUUAUCAUCGGAAGAUGAAUGAUCAACAAUUAAGAUCACAAGUCGAUUUGAUUGAUCCAAUUUUUUUUUUCAUUAUUUUACUUAUUUCCAACUUUUAUAAACCCAAUUAAAUAUACUCAUCGUAAUCGUAAUCAAA
Messenger RNA from Panonychus citri (citrus red mite), 1031 nucleotides. RefSeq lists its product as uncharacterized. The record is from RefSeq and is a predicted model, not a curated record. Bases 171 to 917 code for a protein of 248 amino acids. The transcript is spliced from 4 exons. NCBI's taxonomy places the organism in Eukaryota, Metazoa, Arthropoda, Arachnida, Trombidiformes, Tetranychidae.